Messenger RNA from Bathycoccus prasinos, 5547 nucleotides. RefSeq lists its product with no specific name. The transcript has a single exon. NCBI's taxonomy places the organism in Eukaryota, Viridiplantae, Chlorophyta, Mamiellophyceae, Mamiellales, Bathycoccaceae. The record is from RefSeq and is a predicted model, not a curated record. The coding region runs from base 1 to 5547 and encodes 1848 amino acids.
AUGGUGGUGUUCGAAGCUGAAGCUUUUCCUCCUCCUCGAGAACACCACGACGAAGACAGACCAGAUGAUGAAGAAGAAUCACCAUCGUUUAUCUCCCGAACGACCACAAAAUUGGCGCACGACCUUUCGUCCAUUCGUUUACGCGCGUUGCAGUCGUUACAUUUUAAAGUGAAAUUCAAUUUGGUUCCUCUGUUGGAAGUGACUGCGAACGACGCGUUACUGGAGAUUCUGAUUACGAAUCACGCGCUUCUUCUCGAAGAUUCUGAAGAAGGAAAACAAUUUAGCGGUGGUGGUGGUGGAGAGGUUAAUGAUGGUUUCGACGAGGACGACAAGAGGAGUAAUAGUAAUAGUUUUAAAAGGAGUCCAGUGGUGGCGAUUUUAACGACAGUCGUUCGAAAAUCGACGAAAAGAGAGUUGAAAAUUUUCCAAAGAACCAUGAGAAAGAUCAAAGGCGAAGCGACGUUGCGAAGGAUAGCGGCGGAUUGCAAACUCAUCGAAGGGAAAGAAUGGAUGAGCGAGGAGAUUGAUGCAUAUUUUAAAGCGAAACGGAGAGCGAUGGUUAUGCAAUCGCUUGGGAAUGAUGAUUUUAGUGGCGGCGAGGAUGAAGACGAGGAUCCGUCGUCGUCGUCGCGGCGCGAAGCCGCAGCGGCGAGUUCGAGGGAAAGUUUCAACGCGAAAGAGGAGGAGAUUCGGAGACGGUUGAAAAGAUACGAGAACGAGGAGUUGAGAACGUCGACGAGGAGCGAGCAGACGGUGACUGUGAAUAAAAUUCCGGAAGUUCCGAGGAUGGUGAAGUGCGUGAGCUCGGACGGGUCGUUUGGGAGGAAGCUGGUGUCACGAAGACGAGUAAGACGACGGCAUAUCGACGCCAACGAGGAAAAGAAGAACGAAUACGACAUUUUACGGAAACGCUUGACGCAAUACGAACGGACUCUGAAGACUACGACAAACGUGGACGUUUUAGUGGGAGUUUUGAGAGCUUUAAGGGAGAACAUUUUGAACGAUUGGGGCGUGCAAGCGUUCGCGCUGGCAAAUCCAGAGGGUGGAAUUGUGAGAUCGGCGUGUGAUAUUUUAGUAUCGUCUUCGAAUAGUAAUAGUAAUAGCGCGGCAGGCGAUGAUGUAGGAGCGGAAGAUUUCUUAAACUUGGACCGUUCGGUGGUUUCUUUAAAGCGAGAGGCGUUGCUGUUCUUAGCAGACGUGGCGUUGGGGUUGAAGUCUGAGUUGUACGAGAAUAGAAGCGAUGGUCUUGGUCUUAGCGCCACCGCGAUAGAGAUCUACGACGACGACGACGUACGUUUCGAUUACGCCGUGUCCACCCGUCGGCGGGAAGUCAUCUUCUCUCAAGGAGGCGAACAUCACGCGGGGCGAGAUGGUAACGAUGUUAUGCUCGACGGAGAUGAAAAAAUGUAUUAUUAUCAUUCCGUGCACGCGUUGCCGAUUGCGCACGCCAUUGCGGAAGCGUUCAUCGCUUUGGCGAGAUAUCCGUCAUUAUGCGGCGAAACGUGUGAACUCUUUGAACGAUGUUUUCUCGAGUGCGAUGUUUUGGAGCUCGCUAGUAUAGAUGCGAACACGAAUGGCGCGCAUCCGUCUUCACUCGUUCGUUUGAAAGGAUAUUUACGCGCGUGGAACGUCUCUGGGGCGAGGUCAGUCGGCGACUCUGGCGCGAACGCCUUGUGUUUCAUUACGUCUGAGAAACUCGCCAGAUUCGCGAAAGGCUUCAGCGUUGUUGUUGGAAAAUCAAAGAAGAAGUUCAACACCAUAGAUGACAUCUACGAAGACGCCGACGAGGAAGAGGAAGGCGCUAUUUUGCGCGUCAACGACGCGUUAAUCGAGAGCUGCGUGGAAGGACUCGACCAAUCGGAUUCGCACGAAGACGCGCACUGUUUGCUGGACGCCAUGUUUAUCAUGCGAGCGCUCGGCGGAGGCGAUUGUUUGCUCAAAUCACUCGCGAGUACUCGACAAAGCAUAGCUGGCAUUUGGGAGCGAUUUUUACUGGUCAAACCGAAAACAGUGAAAGAUACCGCGCUCUGGUCGCGCAUGUUGAGGCUUUUGUGUGGAUGUUUGAGUAGCAGUUCUAUUUCGGGAGCAGAUGUCGAGGAGAAAGAGCACGCGAUUCGAUUUCUAGCGUACGCCGUUGCAAAAGUAGGCGCGCACGCGUGUCGCCGAGGACUUCUGGAUACGAAAAAGUCUCGUGCAUACGACCACAACGAAAUGGGCGAGAACGUGGAUCCAAACAUCGUCAGUAAAAAUACUGCUGUCGAGGAUUCGCGUCCGGUCUGGUUGAAACAUCCCAUAGCGAUCGAAAGAGAGCUCGAGAGAAGCGGCGACGCCAGCGGUGUUCGAAGAUUAACGUUUCAAGAAGUUUUGAGAGAUGUUUGCGAUUGUUUAGAAGCGCUUCUGCGCGUUUCAUCGAACGCAUCUUUAAAUGCCGUCGACGUGUUUGCAAAGUCCGACGAGUUUGCGAUGACCUUAUCAGACGCCUUGAAAAAUCCAAAGAGAAGCGUCGAAUACGGCUCGUUGGUCGCAUGCUGCGAUUCCAUCUAUGCGUUGGCAGCGAUGACGAAACGAACGAGUAAACGAAAGAUGCUACACACCGAUGCGCUUUGCGAGUCGUGUCUUCCAGAAUUGUUGCGCGUCGUUGAACGCACGGCGACGAGUAUUGUGACUCACUUCGAUAAAUCUCGAUCGAGUAGUAUUUUCGACGACGCGUGCGGUGGAGAAUCGUUGUUGGAAUCCUCACUUCUCGCAGUCAUCGAGGUGUGUGAGAACGCGUCCUCGCCUUCAAUAUGGGCGGAAAAAUUUGACGCGAACUUUGAAAAUACUUCAAACAUCUUGCUCAGUCUCGUAGCGCGAACAAGUUCGGCGGAUUCAGUAGCAUCCUCCAAAGCGCCACGAUGCGCAGCUCUGAUUUUUGAUCUGGUCGCCAUGUUAUCGGCGGCGUUUCUCGACGACAGUCAAAAUGCAGCCAAAGCCAUCGCUUCGUGUCAGCGCGUCCGAGAAAUUGUAUUCGCAUCAACCUGGUUCGAUUGCGCAUGCUUGCUUGCCAUAGAUAAGAGUAACGCAUCUAUAGCCCGUUAUCGCGCCGCCGUGUGCGUCGCGCAGAUUCUAUCGAGCGUGGCGAAAGAUGAAACGUCGCUGUUCGACGCCGAGGUGCCUAGCUUAGAUCCAGGUUCUAAUCACAACGGCGGUCGCGUCUCGAUUAUUUCUUUACUCUCGCGACGCAAACUUUGGAUUACGUUCGCUCGAAUCCUCGAGGAACCCGUAGGCACGGAUGCCCUCGUCGCGAGAGGCGUUUCGAGCGCCAUGGUUGCGUGCGCGCGCGUCGACGUCGUCACCGCGAAGGAGUCGUUUUCAGAAUUCAACAUGUGCUUGAAGAAUUGGCUUCGGCCGAGGAAGAAGAAAGCCGCGACGGAAGGUGAGGUGCAUAUGCACAGAUGUGCAGCGUCUGCAAACAUGUCAAAAUUACUCGGUUUAUUCAUCGUCGGUGAGCGUUUGAACACGGACGAUUACGAUAGCGAUUACGCAUUGAAAGCGCGACCGAACAGUCCUCUUUUCUACGCGUUGUUUGAUGUUUUGAAAUCUGCACAGUCGAGAGGCGCGCGUGCGAAACUUUCUGCUGGCGAGCUCAGGGCAGCGUCGUCGGCAGCGUUAGCCAUCGCUGCCAUGCUCGACGGAGAGUACAACAACAGUUUAUCGGCGGCGGCUGAUGACGGCGUGAAGACAAAUAAUCUGGGAGAGGAGAACGCGCGAGGAGAGUUGUGCGAGGCGACUUGUGCAUUGCUCGAAAUGUCGCUCGUGACUACGUCUACCGUUUCAUCGUCGUCGCAAGGUCUUUUUGCGUUGAUUGCGACGAUGUUCAGUUGCGAACGAGCGAGCAGAGAUGCGUUGACGUUUGAUCCCGAGGAUGAAGACGACGGUGGCGAUGAAAUGCCACCGAAAACACCGCCGCUCAUCGACAUUGAAAACGAUGGCCACGAAGAGACUGCAGCAAAUGCUUCGAACGAAGGCGCGCAUCUACCGAUCGGUGCUCGUUUAUCUCGCGUUCUUUCGAGAGCUUUUACACCUCGCAUUACUCGUGGAGGUAUCGACGUUGACUAUGUGAAAGAGAAUGAUUUGUAUGUAACCGUCGCGUCUGCGUUUCAAAACGUACUCGCCCACUGCGCGAGUGCAAAGUUUGAAAUGAUUCGUUCUGGUUCUCUCGAACUCGUCUUGAAGAGAGUGCUGAGCGAAAAUAUCGACACAGGUGGUAUCGCGUUAUGCUUGCGCGUUUUGCAGCACGCGAGCUUCUCGGCUGCAACGUUUGAUGAAGAAAACGACAACGAAGGAGAAGAAGCGUUAGAAGAAGAGCACGCGUCCUCGAUAAAAAUUCGAGAAGCAGCUGCGAUGGUAAAAAACGCAACGUUGCUGAAAUACAACGGCGUUUUGGUCUUUGAGAAGCUCUUCUCGCUUCUUUUUACUCCUGGUCGAUCCACCGACUCCGCGCUGACGCUCUCGAAUCGGGUCAAAAUUGAACUUCGCGACGCCUAUCUUGCCGCGGUAACCAAUUUCAUCCUCGAGUCGGACGAGUUUAAGCGAUGCAUAUGUACUGCAUCGAAGAACAGCGGCGAAACGUCCAUAUUCAACCGCCUCGUUUCUUUGCUGUUUCGCGAAAAGGAGAAAACGACCCGACUUCGCGACCCGUUGAGUUUUGCCGAAGAAAAGUUCAUUCCUUCGAUUACAAUGGCGCGCGGCGUGAAGCUUCUCUCCUCGCUUUCCACGUUCUCGCUGACUCGAGCGCAAUUAUCUCGCUCCGUGUUCAUCGAAAAGUGUUGCGAAAUGAUUGCUCGUUUCUCCAUAUCGGGAACAGCGAGCACGAAGAACCGUUCGCGGGUCGAUUUGAAAAUCGAGUGCGACGCGGCCAUCGACGCGCUGUGCGUCCUCUCCGGAUCCGACGAGGACGGCGCGAAACUCCUCUUGCGUUCGUGUAAAAUCAACAUAAUCGGCCUACUCGUGGAUUGUUACGAACACGCGGACAAUAUCUUCGACGAAACCGUUCACGACGAGAAUGAAAUCGACGACGCCGACGACGACGAAAAAGACGAAGAUGAAGCAACGCCCUCCUCCUUCCUCCUCACCAAACGCAAACUCCUCCUUCUCUUCCACAACCUCUCCUUCGCCGGCGACGUCGCCAAAGCGCACUUCUGCGCGAAAACGAAAUCUCUCGACGUGCUCAUCGAGAGCAUCGAAAACAGUUUCGACGCGGAAUCCGCUUUGCUCGGUUCCGCCGCUCUCCUCUCGCUCGCCCGACGAGGCGCUCGAGUCCUCGCCGCGCUCCGCCGCGGCGACCGAGAGGAACGGUUGCGAAGAUGUUCGCGCGUGCUCGGCGAAAGAGUCGCGUUCUUAAACGCCUCCUCUACCUCCUCUCUCUCCUCCUCGAAUACAUUACACAAUCGGAGUGCGAGAAAAGAGAGAAGACGAAGAAAAGAGUUCAAAAUGCUCGCCGGCGCUUUGAAACGUUUGCGUGAGAUUUUAAAAGCUUUCGAGCACUCCGAAUCCUCUCUUUCGUAG